Camellia sinensis is the source of this 4967-nucleotide messenger RNA. The record is from RefSeq and is a predicted model, not a curated record. Lineage: Eukaryota; Viridiplantae; Streptophyta; Magnoliopsida; Ericales; Theaceae.
UUGUUAGCUUGUUAGUUAGAUUUAGUGUAUAUAAUAUGAGUUGUAGAACAUUUGAUAACAGGAAUGAAAGAGGAUGAAGUUCAAAACUUCUUUAUGGUAUCAGAGCUAUCUGCUCUAACGAGCAACUGAUCCAUGGCGUCUUCCCUUUCUUCUUCUUUUCCUUCGAAUCUCACUUUACUAAUCUCUAAUUUGUCAUCCUUUAUAACUGUCAAGCUUGAUGGCACAAAUUUCAUCAUUUGGCAGUCUCAGCUCUCCAAUAUUCUCCAAGCAACCAAUCUUCUUGGUUAUGUUGAUGGCUCAGUCACAUGUCCUUCCUUUACGAUCAUUGAUUCAACAGGUAGUUCGAUUCCUAAUCCAGAAUUUCUUCAAUGGACCAUGAUUGAUGCACAUCUGCUCAGUUGCAUCACUUCAACUCUUACACCAUUGAUCUAUGCAUCUGUUCUUCAAUUUCAUCACUAUUAUGAGGUAUGCACAUCUCUGCACAAACGAUUUACCACUCUAUCUCGUUCACAUGUACAUCAACUGAAAAAUAAAUUGAAUAGUGUUACUAAGAAAUCUGAUACAAUGGAAAAAUAUUUGUCCAAAAUCAAGGCCAUAGUUAGUCAGUUAGCUUUGGCUUCUGUCAUCAUUGAUGAUGAAGAUCUAGUCCUCAUUACUCUGAAUGGUCUUCCUUCUGAGUAUGAUGCUUUUUCACCUACAAUUCGUGCUCGACCAGAAGUGAUUACUAUGGAUAAUCUCUCUUCCUUACUAUGUUCUGAUGCUCUUCAUUUAGACUCUAAGAAUAAAAUAUCUACAGAACCAACUGUAGCUUUUUCUACAGUUAAAGGAUUUGAUAAUGCCAGAACUAAGUCUUUUAAUCAAUCUCGUGGUCGAUUUUAUUCUAGAGAAGGACGUGGUGGCCGUAAUCAAGGAUCCUACAGAGCAUAAGAAUACAGAGGAUAUGGAGGAUCUUACAGAGGUUCUGGUGGAAGAUUUCCUUCAUCUCGAGGUCAAUGAAGAGUUUCUAAUCAGUUUUGUCAGAUUUGUGGUGGCUCUAGUCAUUUAGCUGUAGACUGUUGGCAUCGUAUGGAUCCACGAUUUCAGUCUUUGUCCCAGUCACAAUCACAAUUUCCGUCUCAGUCUCUGCCAACACACAAUUUCAGUUCAUCAUAACAACCAAGAGCUUUUGUCACUGCCUCACAUGCUUCAAGUUCUCCAUCAUCAUCUUCUACUUCAUGUCCUUGGUACUUGGAUUAUGUAGCUACAGACCACAUGACAAAUGAUCUUAGCCAUCUCAAUUGUUAUCAGCCCUAUCAAGGCUCCAAGCAGAUUACUAUAGGAGAUGGUAAUUCUAUUCCUAUUCAACACAGUAGUAAAGGUCUUCUUCCCACACCUUAUCAUCUUUUAAAGCUUAACAAUGUGCUUCAUACAGAUUCUUUAUCAUCCAAUCUUAUCUAUGUUCGAAAAUUGGCUCAGGAUAACAAUUGCAUUAUCAGCUUUGAUGAUACUCAUUUUGUGAUUCAGGACAAGUUUAUGAAGAGAAUUCUUCACAAAGGCUCUAAUCUUCAUGACUUGUACCAUUUCUUUUCCACUACGGCUUCACCUGCUUCUACUCCUAUUACUGUAGCAUCACACGCCAAUUUUGCUUCACAAGUGCAUUCUAGUUCCUCUACUAUUGCUAGUACUUUCUGGCAUCAUAGAUUAGGUCAUCCUAGUAGCUUGAAAUUCAAGCAUCUUAGGCCUUAUUUACAUCUUAAAAAUUCUGCUUCAAUCCAUCUUCAAGACUAUGUUGAUUGUUGUGUUGCAAAGAAUCAUCGAUUACCUUUUUCAUUGUCUAAUUCCACUGUCAAUAAACCUCUUGCUUUAAUCCAUAGUGAUGUUUGGGGUCCCUUUUCUUCCACUUCUGGUUACAAAUAUUAUGUUCUCUUUGUGGAUGAUUUUAGUAGAUUCACUUGAUUGUAUCCUUUAGCUUACAAGAGUGAAGUGUAUGAUAAGUUUCUUGAGUUUAAAUCUUAUGCAGAAAAACAAUUUUCUACCUCUCUACAGAUUCUUAGAGCUGAUGGUGGCAUAGAGUUUUUUAAUAAUAAAAUGAAGCAGCUCACUGUGGCUCAAGGUAUUGUUCAUCAACACUCAUGUCCCUAUACACCAUCUCAGAAUGGUAUUGGUAAAAGAAAGCAAAGACACCUGACUGAGAUGGCCAUUGCUUUACUUCAUCACUCAUGUGUUCCUCUCCAUUACUGGUUUGAUGCCAUUGCUUGUGCCACUUAUCUUAUUAAUCGAUUGCCUUCUUCCAAAGUGGCCUACAAGACUCCUUUUGAAAUUCUCUUUCACAACAUCCCAGAUUUUUCUAUUCUUAUAAUGUUUGGUUGUUAGUGUUUCCCUUGGCUUAAACCUUACAUCUCUACAAAAUUGCAGCCUAAAUCUAUUGAAUGUGUGUUUUUAGGCUAUCAUUCAUUUGCUAAGGGUUAUAGGUGCCCAAAACUGGGACCAUUUAUCUUUCUAGGCAUGUGGUGUUCAAUGAGCAAAUAUUUCCUUUUGCUCACUUGUCUUCUUCUUCUUCCUCAUCUCAGUUGCCUUGUCUUCAAUCUUUCUUCUGGGCUUCUCCAUCUCAUGCUCCGUCUUCUUCUUCAACUCCUCCUUUCUCUUCUCCUCCAUCUUCUUCUUCUCAUCUCAGCAGUACACCUGCUAUCUCUGUUAGUCCUUCUUCAUCUCAGCCUUAUUUUCCUUCUAUUACUUCUCCAUUUCAGCCUUUUAUUCCUAUUCACUCUAUCUCUAUUCAAUUACCUAUUCCUGCUCCCUUUAGUUCUAUCCCCUUUGUUCCUCCUGUCACUAACUGCCAUCCUAUGGUUACUAGAUCUAAAACAGCCUUGCCCACUGUUAAGACAUCUCCUAAUAUUGAGCUUCCCACUCAUAUGGAAGCAUUGCUUACACUUCUUUGGAAACAAGCUAUGAUAGAAAAGUUUCAAGCUUUACAAAACCAAAAGACUUGGUCUCUGGUUUCACUUCCUCCUGGCAAGACUGCCAUAGGUUGUAAGUGGGUGUUCAAAAUCAAACGCAAUUCUGAUUGGACAAUUGCUAGGCAUAAAGCCAAAUUGGUAGCAAAGGGCUAUCUCCAACAAGAGGAAUUAAUUUUCAGGAAACAUUUAGCCCAGUUGCUAAAUUACCAACCAUUCGAAUUCUUUUAUGUCUUGCUCUUCAUCACCAUUGGCCUAUUAAGCAAUUAGACAUCUCUAAUGUUUUCCUUCAUGGGGUCUUAGAGGUGGAGGUCUACAUGAUCCAACCACCAGGGUUUGAACUGUCUACUAAUGCCCAGUCUAUUUACAAGCUCCAUAACGCUUUGUAUGGCCUUAAACAAGCACCCAGAGCAUGGUACUCCACCUUCUCUUGUUUCCUCCUUUCUCAAGGGUUCAAGAACAGCAAAUGUGACUCCUCUGGCUUUAUUAAAAAGACUGGUUCUAUCUUUCUUGCCUUAUUAGUCUAUGUUGAUGAUAUAUUGGUCACUGGUAAUGCUGCUCAUCAUAUUCAAGAUCUUGUUACUCAAAUGCAUCAAGCCUUUUCUAUGAAAGAGCUUCGUUCUAUUUCCUAUUUUCUUGGCAUCUCAGUUGCUACUUCUAGUUCCACCACUGUUCUAUCUCAAAAGAAGUAUGCUCAGGACAUACUUACUAAAGCUGGCAUGUUGGAUUGCAAGGCUUGCUCCUCUCCUAUCUCUGCCAAGCCUGGUUUACCACCAAAUUCAAAUCUUCCCUUUGACAAUCCAUCUGUCUAUAGAAGCAUAGUUGGAGCAUUACAAUAUUUAACCAUUACCAGACCUGAUCUCUCAUUUGCAGUGAAUCAAUUGUGUCAACAUAUGCAUAAUUCCACUGUUGGUCACUAUGUUGGUGUUAAAAGAUUACUUCGGUUCAUUAAAGGCACCAUCUCUCCUGGUCUUACUUACACACCCAGCUCCUUUGAUCUUCAUGCCUACUCAGAUUCCAAUUGGGCUGGCGAUGCAAUUGACAGAAAAUCUACAACAUCCUAUUGUGUAUUUUUAGGUUCCAACCUCAUCUCUUGGUCCUCUAAAAAGCAAGCCACUGUAUCUAGAUCAUCUACUGAAGCAAAGUAUAGAUCUUUAGCUCAUACAGCUGCAGAGCUUGCUUGGAUUGGUAUGUUACUUCAGGAUUUUUGUAUUGUCCCUCCUACAGUUCCUCUACUUUACUGUGACAAUGUUUCUGCCAUUGCUCUGGCUUCUAAUCCAGUGUUCCCUUCCAAAUCUAAACAUAUUGAAGUCGAUUGUCACUUUGUUAGAGAUCAAGUGCUGGCUAAUGCCUGAUGUAUGGUGUCAAUAAUUCUGUAAAAUCUUUGUCCAUCAUGUGACUAACCCCCUCCCUGACACGUGCCCAAACGCUACUAGGCCUAGACCAGGACUAGCUGCUCCGACUCCUCAUUGGGCCUGUUGUUGGGCGUUAUCCACGUGAUUGUUUGGGGAGCUUAAUACAACCGUGGGUUGGACUUCUCUAAGCCAUGAGUUGCGCCUCCUGAACAAUCCCAUCAAAGAAUAAAGUUAUACAUAAUAAAAAAGAAUUAAAUGAUAAUAUUAAUGAUCCAGUAUCACUAUUUUAAUAACAAUAAAAAAAAUCAAUGACAGAGGGGAUUAGCAGCACCCAUCAACUGCUAGACCACUUACUUUAGUUGCACAAUAUUUGAGAAAAUGCUAGACAGCACGCCAAACUUGACCCAUUUUUCUAGCCGCUUGAGCUAUGUAUUGAUGCGGCAAAUACAUAGUUAUGGAGCCUACUGUGAGUGCGUUUGAUGCAAAUCCACCUUGCCAUCGUAAACAUCAUGAACCAGAUGAGACUGAUGGAAUCUGAUGGGAGUUCAGAGAUCAAACAAGUUGAACAAAGCAGUAGUGAUAAGACAGACUCAUCAGCGAAGGAAAGGGAAAUUGCAGCAAGAAAAGGAGGAAGAACAUGGCCUCCACUUAGGUCAAGUUUGGCAAAUUAAAAAAAAAA